AUGCUGCUGGACCUGUCGAACUGCAACCUGAGGAGCCUGGAGGACUCCGACGUGAUCCUGGAGAAGCUGAUCGAGCAAAACGCAGACUACACGAGCGUGACCUACCUAGACGCAUCGAACAACUCCAUCCGAUCACUAAAAGGACUCAGCUCUUUUGAAAAUCUAAAAAUAUUGAAUAUCUCAAACAAUUUUUUAACGUCCCUAGAUGGAGACUUUAUCCCCUCCUCGACAGAAAAAAUAAUAGCUCACCAUAACGACCUCACGGAUAUAUGUUUUAAGGGGGUAAAGAGGUUAUCGGGUGGUAGUGAACAGAAAGAGGUACAAAGGGAUUCCUACCAUGGGAGUAAAAUAAAACAGGAGGGGAAACCUAACUGUGGUGUAAAUCGUAUGAGUGUCUCUAGCCCAGAAGAGAGAGGAGAUGAUUCACCCAGUUCUUCCUACAAUGAUACGUACAGAAAGCAUGUACUAAAUGAAAAAAUAUUUUAUACCAAUAGAGACUUACCACUUAACAGAUUAUCAUUCCUAGAUGUGAGUUUUAACAGAAUCAAAAAGCUGACUACAUUUGAGAGGUACCUUCAUAUCAUUAACAAAAAGAAUCGAGAGAGAAGCCUCGAAGGAGGGUACUCAGAUGAGGGACACAUAAAAGAUUUUAUCACGAAUAAAACUGAGCAAGAUGUCAUGCUUUUAUUUUUUAACUCCUUGGAUACUCUUUACCUUCGAGGGAAUAAGCUCACUAACUUAAAAGGAUUGAGUGUCUUCAAAAAUUUAAAAGUUUUAGACCUCCGUUCUAACCUUAUUAACCACCCGGUACAAUUAUUUUACCUCCUCGAUAAUAAGAACUGGCUGAAGCAAUAUAAUGAGAAGACUCUGAGGAGAGAUGACUCUUCUUUUUCGUUCUCCCCCCCCCUGUCCUCCUCCUCCUCGAGUGGCUGCUAUUCGUAUUUCCUUUCCGUUUUGCAAAAGUAUCGGAACUUGAAGUGCUUACAAAAUGUGUUUCUACGGGGGAACCAACACGUGCUCAGACCGAAGCAUCUGUUCCUCAGCGUCUGUGAUGUCCUCAGGUGCGCCAACACACGUGGGCGGUUCACCACGGAUGUCGCCCUGGGGGGGGAGCGUGAAGUAGGGGAGGAAGCGGAGGAAGGGGAUGCAGUAGAGGAGGUAGAGGAGGAAGCGGGUGUUAUAGGGGAGGAAGCGGAUGCAGUAGGGGGGGAAGCGGGUGCGGUAGGGGAGGAGGCGGAUUCGGUAGGUGAAGAAGACGAACUGAGUAACGAAGGCGAACUGAGUGACGAAGCGGAGGAAGCUCACGGAGUGGACGAAGCACUGGACGCGGAGGGAGAGGACGACCUGGUGGGGGAUCUCCUCAGCGCUGGCAGAAAGCGAGUGGCUAGCCAAACGGAGGAGACGGCGUCGGAGGGGGGAUACUCAAAUGGGGGCGAUUCAGAGGGGGGCCAUUCAGAUGGGGGAUGCUCAGAGGGGGGAUACUCGGACGAGGUCUACUUAGACGAGUCCCUCGUCGGGGAGGACUGCCUGGGCAUGUCUCUCAGCGAUAGGGGGAAGGAACCUGUGCAGAGGUUAAUAAAGACGGUGGCGGCGAGUUUGGAGGAGAGCUUGGCGGAGAGCAUGGCGGAGAGCAUGGCGGAGAGCAUGGCGGACAGCUUGGAGGCGAACCAGGCUGGAGAGAGUAACCCCCCCAUGAGGCAUCAGACAAGAAGAGAGCGGAAUGCCCAAGAGAAGGUCAGCGAGUCAAACAGCUUGGCGAAAAGAACGAAACUCUCGAACGGAGCAGGUGAGUUGGAGGAGACGAGUGCAUAUCGGUACCUAAGGAAAGAGAGGGAUGGAGUAGACGAGGAUGAAGCAGACGAGGAUGGAGUAGACGAGGAUGAAGCAGACGAGGAUGAAGCAGGCUGGGAAGUACACGAGGAUGCCGCCCCAUCGGAGGAACAUAUAAAAAAGCUAAUUAACAGCAUAAACCGACGCGUGUCUUCGAAUGAGCCCCAAUUGGUAACACCCAUAAGUGGAAGGAUGAAAGGUGAUAUGAAGGAGCCACGUUUCCGUGAGAAGGAACCUCCCAUGAUGGAGACAAGAGAGAGGAAAGAGAUUAAUGGGGUGGGAAAAACCCAGGAGGUGAGGUCCUCAAGCGCAGAAGGGGAAAUUGGGUCGACGUAUGAAGGAAUGGUCAGGCAGGAGGGGCUCAGCGAUUCGUCUUGCGAGGAAGGAGAAGCCGACGAGUCGGAAGUCGAUGGGGUGGAAGCAGAUGGAAUGGAAGCAGAUGGAGUGGAAGCCGAUGGGGUGGAAGCCGAUGGGGUGGAAGUCGAUGGAGUGGAAGCCGAUGGAGUGGAAGCCGAUGGAGUGGAAGCCGAUGGGGUGGAAGCCGAUGGAGUGGAGGCCGAUGGAGUGGAAGCCGAUGGAGUGGAGGCCGAUGGAGUGGAGGCCGAGGAAGACGGAGAAUCAGAACGACCCGCCGCUUCCCCAAAUGGUCUGCUUCACGUUGUCCGCGAGCGCAGCGCAGUGAAUGUCGAGGAGGAUGAAACGAGUUGCUCCUUCUCCUCCGUCGCAAAUGCCAACCAGGUGAAGAACGUGUUAAAGGAAAUCCUAAUCAGCAGCAAGGGGUUGGAAAGGUACAGCUCCCAUAAUUCUUCCUCUAUGGGCAGCGACGUUUUUGAGGGCGACUCGGAUGAGGAGAGCACGGCUGGGGAGGAGCCCACAUGGGAGGACACUACACGGGAGGAGCCAACGCGGGAGGAUAUUACACUGGGGGAGCCAACAGACCCCGUGGUAAGCAGGGUAAUUCGAGUGGACAAAACGAGGGGAGUAGAUGAACCAAAUGAUGAGAAGGUAAAAUGGUUAAUUAAAAAGAGGACGCUCAGUCAUGAAGUCUAUAUGGAUAAUGUUGGAAAAACAGCAGCUGCUGGGAAAGACGCAAAAAAAGACUCCCUUGAUGGAAGGAGAAAGUCAAAGAGUGGAGGGAAGUCUGUCUUGGUGACUAAGGGAGUAGAUAGCAGGAGAAUCAACGUGAAAGAUCCACCACGAGAGAAAAGCGCCUUGAAGAAAGAGAACGAAAAGUUGUGCACAAAUGGAGCGAGAGGAGCGAGUGGAGCGGUGAAAGAGGAGAAAAAAAAUUCCAAGGAGGGAGAAAGAAAGGAGACAAAACUGCGUGACAGGCAGAUGCAGGAGGAGGAGAAGGAGAAGGAGAAGGAGGAGAAGAAGGAGAAGGAGAAGAAGGAGAAGGAGAAGAAGAAAGAGCUGAUGGAGUUACUAAAAUUAGACUUAUGUAAAAGUGAAAAAGGGAAUAGACGUGGGAGAGUAGACAAGAAUAACGACCCAUGUGUGUACAAGUCGAAGGAUAAAAAAGGCGGUGAGUACUCUGCAUCUGUCAAAUCAGAGUCCACAGAUGUAACCGAGAGGGAUUCACAUAAGCAUGUCCUCAAGGGGGAAGAGAAGCUGUGCAUGAAUUUCCCCUACGGUAGUGACUUGGGGGAACUGCGCAGCUUUGGUGAUCUGCAUAGGUCCACAGGGAUCAGCGUCUACGCGUACCCGAUUCGCAUACAAGGGGGCACGGCCGUAGGAGGGGGGCCCGCAGAAGGAAGCGGAGGGGGAAGCGAAGGGGGAACAAGCCAUGACAAAGAAAGCAACCACGAGGGAAACAACUACGAAGAAAGCAACUACGAAGAAAGCGGCCGUGAUGAAUUAAACAAACGUGGGGAAGAACCCCCCGAGGUCUCCCCCCCCUCCAGCAGCGCCGAAAUCCUACAGAGACUGAGCGAUCUGCAAGCGUCCAGCGGGAAGGACGCAACCCUCAGCAACAGCCUGGCCCUUCACUUGAAGGAAGUCUGUCUCACGUUGGGCAAAGAAAAACAACAGAGAGACAUCCUUUUAGGCCAAAAUGAAAAGCUUGAGAUGGAAAUAAAACGGUUAAAAGAGAGUAAAAAAAAAUUAAAGACCAAAAUGAAGAAACUGGAAGACUGUUACAAGGAAAAGUGCAAAGUUGUUAAGAGGUACCAGCACAUGAGGCAGAGGUUCAAACUGGCCGAGCAGGAUGAGGUGGGCAUACCCCACGAUGACAUGGAUCAUCAGAACAAAUACAUCGAGAACGCUAUGGAGCAGCUCUACAACGUGUUCUCCGACGUGUUUGGGGAAAACCACGUAAUGACGAAGAGAAUAGAAAGCCUAGCCAAUGUGUACAUAAAAAAGGAGAAGAGCGUGGAAAUACAAAUGGUCACCCAGAGGAAGCAAUUGGAGCUCCUAAAAAACGUGGAGGAAAUCGUAAAAAAGAAAAACGAGUACUAUUACGAGUUGCAAAAGAAGAACGAAAUCAUUACCAGCUUAAAUAGCAAUUUGGCCAAAAUAACACAAAGCGUCGCGGACAUGAAGGAUGGCGUUCUAGAAAGCGAAAAAAAGAUGAAAGACUUGACGACGCAGCUGGCAAAGAAGGAUGCCCUCCUAAAGGAAUUCGAAAGAAAAAACAGCCAAAUGAUGGACGAAAAGGAGAAGCUGUUUCAGAAGGAACGAGCGCAGCUGCUGGACUUACUCAAUGGCAAAGACGAAAACGUUAAAAACGUGAAGCACUACAAAGAAGAAAUAAAAUGCCUAGAAGACAAACUGAAAAAUUAUUUGGACCGCAAUGUACACAGAAUACACGACAAGAACUACGAACUAAUGGUCGACAAGCUGCACGACGAACAAAUAAAAAUGCAUUCCCUGCUUACCGAGAAGGAAAAAAUUAUUAACGAGAAGAACAUCCAAAUUGAGAACUUGGAGUCCCAGUUGCAGUCCUGGGCCGACGAGGCUACCAACUGGGUCGUCGUGGCGGACAAGCACACCAAACUGAUAACAAACCAUAACAUAUUAAAGAAAAACUACGAAGAGCUCAAGUACAAAUACAUCAUGGAUAUGAAAUACGUCCAAACGAAUAAGAACGAGAAAGUGAAGGAGCUGAUACGGAAAUACGCAUAG
Molecule: messenger RNA, 4953 nt
Organism: Plasmodium cynomolgi strain B
Lineage: Eukaryota; Apicomplexa; Aconoidasida; Haemosporida; Plasmodiidae
Product: leucine-rich repeat protein
Exons: 9
Coding region: 1-4953 (1650 amino acids)
Molecular function (GO): protein binding
Source: RefSeq, a predicted model, not a curated record